AUGUAUACUAACUUUUGACAAAUAGUGACAGAUUUGUUCAUAAACAAAACCAGACAUUUUUUUUAGUGUCUUUAAAUUUUGAGUUUGAGUGUACGCAAAGUGGCAACACCGUGACUUGUUUUUCAUUUGACAUUGACACAAACACACACAUACAGACACAUAAUUCCAGCCGGUGGUGGGUGGCAGAAAAGGACGACAAACCAUUGCGGUACCAUUCCCAGGCAAUUAGUAUUGCAACGGCUUUUUUGUGGAGCUACACUUUGGGCCGCACUGCCCAGUUCCGUUUGUUAUCAAAGAACCUGAACUUCAAUCAGUUCGAAAUACCGAAAUUCACAUUUAAGUAAAGUGUUCUGUUGUGUUGUGUUCGACGUGCGAUCACAGUUGAAUUUCGUCGUUGUUUCUAACAACACUUGAUUUAAUCCACGUAAAUAAAAAAAACCUUCAAAAGGAAAAUGGCUGGUACACUGCCCCCCCUCAACGAUGAGCCCAUCUACAAGAAGCUUCAGGAGUAUUACAAUGGCCACAACAAGGAACUGGUCAUUAAGGAUCUCUUUGUCAAUGAUCCCAAGCGAUUCACCAAAUACAGCUUGCGUCUGCAAACGCCAACGGAUGGUGAAAUUCUGUUGGACUACUCCAAGAAUCGUGUGAACGAAGAUGUUUGGCCUUUGCUCUUGGAGCUGGCGAAGGCGCGUCGGGUGGAGGCGGCGCGAGAUGCCAUGUUCUCUGGCCAGCACAUAAAUAUAACGGAAAAUCGUGCUGUGCUCCAUACGGCAUUGCGUAAUCGUGGUCUCGAACCGGUGCUGGUGGAUGGCAAGGAUGUGAUGCCGGAUGUACGUGCUGAGCUGCAGCAUAUGAAGGAAUUCACCAAUAAAGUGAUCUCGGGUGUUUGGCGUGGUUGUACCGGCAAACAGAUCACCGAUGUGGUCAACAUUGGCAUCGGUGGCUCCGAUUUGGGUCCAUUGAUGGUCACCGAGACGCUGAAACCAUAUGGCAAAGGUUUGCAUUCGCAUUUCGUGUCCAACAUCGAUGGCACUCACAUGGCGGAGGUGCUGAAGAGCGUCUGCUAUGAGACCACAUUGUUCAUCAUUGCAUCAAAGACGUUCACCACACAGGAGACCAUCACGAAUGCCACCUCUGCCAAGGCCUGGCUCCUCGAACAUGCCAAGGAUGAUGAGGCCGUUGCCAAACAUUUUGUGGCUCUGUCCACGAACAAGGAGAAGGUGACUGCCUUUGGCAUCGAUAGCGCGAACAUGUUUGGCUUCUGGGAUUGGGUUGGAGGUCGUUAUUCGCUGUGGUCAGCGAUUGGUUUGUCCAUUUGCCUGUCCAUCGGUUUCGAGAACUUUGAACAGCUGCUCGAGGGCGCCCACUUUAUGGAUAAUCAUUUCAAGACAGCACCACUGGAAAAGAAUGCACCUGUUGUGCUGGCCUUGCUUGGCAUUUGGUAUUCGAAUUUUUAUAAAGCGGAGACGCAUGCGCUGCUGCCGUAUGACCAGUAUAUGCAUCGAUUUGCCGCAUAUUUCCAGCAGGGCGAUAUGGAGAGCAAUGGCAAAUUUGUUAGUAAAUCGGGCCAAAAGGUUGCCUAUAGCACCGGACCCAUUGUUUGGGGCGAACCGGGCACCAAUGGGCAACAUGCCUUCUAUCAGCUCAUCCAUCAGGGCACACGUCUAAUUCCGUGCGAUUUUAUUGCGCCCGCGCAGACGCAUAAUCCAAUUGCCGGUGGCAAACAUCAUAAGAUUCUAUUAUCGAAUUUCCUGGCACAAACCGAAGCCUUAAUGAUGGGCAAGACGAGUGAUCAGGCCAGAGAGGAGCUGUCCAAGGCGGGCUUGUGCGGCAACGAGCUGGACAACUUGUUGCCCCACAAAGUCUUUGCCGGCAAUCGGCCAACAAAUUCGAUUGUAGUCAAAAAGGUUUCACCCUUCGUUUUAGGCGCCUUGAUUGCCAUGUACGAGCACAAGAUCUUCGUGCAGGGCAUCAUUUGGGACAUUAACUCCUUCGAUCAAUGGGGCGUUGAGUUGGGCAAACAACUGGCUAAGGCCAUCGAGCCCGAGCUGGAUCAUUGCGAAGAAGUCUCCGGCCAUGAUAGCUCCACAAAUGGCCUAAUCAAUUUCAUUAAAUCCAACUGGAAGUAAACAACAACAAUAACAACUAUAUUUUGCAGCGGCCCUCCUCAAAAAACGUUUCCCUAUAUUUAUAUAUAUACUGUUCUUGGCACAAAAAUUCUAUAACUAUUAUAUUACUAUAUAUAUUUGCAUGCAUAUUCAAAUUAUACGUAGGUAAAGCAUUUGGUUUGCAAAUUGGCAAAAAUCUCACUAAUCGGUAGUUUACACACCCUAUAUAUAUAU
Molecule: messenger RNA, 2342 nt
Organism: Drosophila grimshawi
Lineage: Eukaryota; Metazoa; Arthropoda; Insecta; Diptera; Drosophilidae
Gene: Pgi
Product: glucose-6-phosphate isomerase
Exons: 5
Coding region: 453-2129 (558 amino acids)
Biological process (GO): glycolytic process; glucose 6-phosphate metabolic process; gluconeogenesis
Cellular component (GO): cytosol
Molecular function (GO): monosaccharide binding; carbohydrate derivative binding; glucose-6-phosphate isomerase activity
Source: RefSeq, a predicted model, not a curated record